Danio aesculapii is the source of this 4918-nucleotide messenger RNA. RefSeq names its product transcription factor 12 (gene tcf12). The record is from RefSeq and is a predicted model, not a curated record. Bases 207 to 2387 code for a protein of 726 amino acids. Gene Ontology annotation, cellular component: transcription regulator complex. NCBI's taxonomy places the organism in Eukaryota, Metazoa, Chordata, Actinopteri, Cypriniformes, Danionidae. Gene Ontology annotation, biological process: regulation of transcription by RNA polymerase II. Gene Ontology annotation, molecular function: protein dimerization activity; DNA-binding transcription factor activity, RNA polymerase II-specific; RNA polymerase II cis-regulatory region sequence-specific DNA binding. The transcript has 21 exons.
UGCGCUUCGGUUAUCGCCAAGCAAAAAUGUCUGCCUAAGGGAAACUCGCAAGUUACAUAGUGGAUAUUUGCAAAACACAAUCGCAAACGAUAUCGAUUUCAUUAAUUUUCCGACGCGAGACAAGGAAAGCUACGCCGUGACUGGCACACCCGAUCGCCCUAGUUGGAUUUUUGACAGCAGAAAAGAUUUAGUAAAGGAUCGUAAGGAUGAACCCUCAGCAGCGGAUUGCCGCUAUCGGGACGGAUAAGGAGUUGAGUGAUCUGCUAGAUUUUAGCGCGAUGUUUUCUCCACCUGUAAACAGUGGGAAAAAUAGGCCGACCACUCUUGGAAGCAGCCAGUUCACAGCAUCAGGUAUGGAUGAGAGGACGAGCCAAGCAUCAUGGGCCUCAGGUGGCCAGUCCAGCCCAUCCUAUGAGUCCUCCAGGGGGUUUGGAGACUCUCAUUAUGCUGAUCACUUGAGUGACAGUCGAUUAGUGUCCCAUGAAGGAUUGUCCCCAACACCUUUCAUGAGCUCCAGCAUAAUGGGCAAGUCUGAGAGGCCUCCAUUCUCCGGUUAUGGGAGAGAGCCAGGCGUCUCUGGAUGCCAGUCCAAUCUGAGGUCAGAUAUCCAGCUGGCGAACCCAGGACCCGUCACCACCCCUGGAAAGUCGCCCACUCCGUUCUACUCCUAUACUGGCCCCAAUCCAAGAAGACGCCCGCUUCAGGACUCGGCUUCAAUGGAUCCUCUGCAAACAAAGAAAGUGCGCAAGCCCCCUCCUGGCCUGCCUACAUCUGUGUAUGCACCAUCUCCCAGCUCAGAGGACUUCAACAGAGACUCUCCGUCUUAUCCAUCUCCAAAACCCCCCAGCAGUAUGUUCGCAAGCACUUUCUUCGAUGGGACCCACAAUUCCUCUGACCAGUGGAACUUGUCCAAUGGGAUCAGUCAGCCAGGCUAUGGGGGAAUGCUGGGAGGAUCUUCAUCUCACAUGCCACAGUCUGGAAACUACAGCAACCUACACUCACACGACCGCCUGAACUAUCCGCCACACUCGGUGUCGCCCACAGACAUCAACGCUAGUCUGCCGCCCAUGUCCAGCUUCCACCGCAGCAGUGCCAGCACCUCACCUUUCGUCACCGCAUCUCACACCCCGCCUGUCAACACCACAGAGGGGGUCAUGGCCUCUGCCAACCGAGGGAACGCCACUGGAAGCUCUCAGACUGGAGACGCACUGGGAAAAGCCCUGGCUUCGAUUUAUUCUCCUGACCACACCAGCAGUAGUUUCCCCUCAAACCCCUCCACUCCAGUGGGCUCUCCUUCUCCGCUGACGGCUCAGGCGGGCGCUGCCACAGCAGGUACAGUGGUGACGGCCAGCGGCCCCGCAGGAAGGGCAGGUACAGCUCAGUGGACUCGUGCAACAGGACAGGCACCUUCCUCCCCAAACUACGAGAACUCCCUCCACUCUCUGAAAAACCGUGUGCACCAGCAGCUUCAUGAGCAUCUGCAGGAUGCCAUGUCCUUCUUAAAGGAUGUCUGCGAGUCUCGGAUGGAGGACAGACUGGAUAGGCUGGAUGAUGCAAUCCACGUCCUGAGGAAUCACGCUGUGGGCUCCACUGCCGCUCUUUCUAACGACAUCCACAGUCUGUUGGGACAAGCACACAAUGGGCCAAUCUCAGCCAUCGGCAGCAGUUUCCCUUCUUCUGGAUUGGUCGGCAACCGAACAGCGCAAAUGGGUUCUGUUCACCGUGAAGAGAGCGGCAGCCUGAACAACAACAACCACAGCGCCCUGCAGGCCAGCGCUGCGCCCACCUCCAGCUCUGAGCUCAACCACCAGGCAGAAGCCUUCAGAGCAAUUGCAGGUGUAUUGGCCAGUCAGGUUGGUUCUCCUCUGGGGUUGAAAGUAGAGAAUCAAGAUAAAGAUGAUAUGCAUGACAGCCAUGCCUCUGACGACCUGAAAUCAGAUGAUGAGAGCGAUAAAAGGGAUAUGAAGCAGAAUCGAGGAAGCUCUAGACCAAGCUGUGAACUGUCCUGCAGCAGUAUCAACGAAGACGAGGAUCUGAACCCUGAGCAGAAAGCGGAGCGCGAGCGAGAGAGAAGGAUGGCCAACAACGCCCGCGAGAGGCUGCGAGUGCGGGACAUCAACGAGGCCUUCAAAGAGCUGGGCCGCAUGUGUCAGCUGCACUUAAAGAGCGAGAAACCCCAGACCAAACUGCUCAUUCUCCACCAGGCCGUCGCCGUCAUUCUCAGCCUCGAACAGCAAGUCAGAGAGAGGAACCUGAACCCCAAAGCAGCCUGCCUUAAGAGGAGGGAGGAGGAGAAGGUGUCAGGGGUUUCUGGUGACCCCCAGCAAGCCCACCCCCCUGUGCACCCGGGCCUCACAGACACAUCCAACCCUAUGGGCCAUCUGUGAACAGCCAGAUUAAAUGGAUCCCGAUGGCGUGUGGUAGACAGAGUCGGUGACCUUGCUUUCCACGGGCGGACAGGACUCACAGUUUGUGACACAAAUUUGAAAAGACAGACCACUCGAAGCAAAAUUCCACCGUUAAGCAAUCCUGAGAUAGAAGAAAACUGGCAAGUGCCCAGCUCCCUGUGAAGACAUCCCAUAUCGAUAAGCAACCUUCUGCCCACCAGAGAAAAUAAAAAAGAGAGAAGUAUCCAGCAUAAAAGCCCCUCAGCACAUAUCGCUGUCUGCAAGCCGUGUGCCGCAGCUGUACAAUCAGAGACUGUCUCCACCCCUCCACCCUCUACGUGGAACUUGCCUUGUGCCUAAACUGAAUUGACGAAUGCAUUGUAACAGCAAUUGUUCUCUUUUAUUUCUUUUUCCUUAUUUAUUAUGUUACUGAGCUGUAAGUCUAUGUUUAAAGGGAAAGUUCUGACAUUGCUAUGAGAAUCUGGUGGCGUUUCAGUAGAUCUGCAGUUUGUCCGUCACAUCAGAGUCUGUGGAAGGGCCUCUCUGCUCAAUCAUCCGCUUCAUGAGAUUAAUAUAUAUAUAUAUAUAUAUAUAUUCAGAUCAAAAUCUGAGAGUGUUUGUCAAACGCUCAAGGAUCCCUCUGUCUAAACAAAGAAAACAAAGGAAUAAUAUAUUAUUUAUAUUUAUCUACAUUCAUUCCACACAAAAACAGCACGAGAAACCAAAACUACCUAAUUCUGGAGGAGGUUUGUUGAUAGUGUAGCUCACUACGGUGAGUUCUUCCCCACAGACGCAAAGUCACACACAAAUAAUGAUGGUGGAACGGCAAACUCCGGCUUUACUGAAAGGUCAAAGGUCCAACACAAGCUGACAUGUUUAUACUCAUUAGUGAGCAGUACAGAUACAGAAAGCAGAACGUUACCAAACCCCAGCAUUCCCUGCAUAUUUUCUUAGUGUCUUAAAUGGGAAAGGGGACGCAGUCUAGUCCUUUUGAUUCCUUUGCCAUAUAGUGUUAAAGGUAAAGAGAGCGACGUAUUUCCGAUACAGUUUAUUUGUAUUCAGAUGAUCUGGUGGAACAGCCGUGGUUAUGCCGAGAGCAUCUGUACUGAGGAAUCUCUGUUGAAUACCGUGAAACAUGGCACAAAAAGAGAGAGAGAGAGAGAGUUGGAUUUAAAACGAAGACCAUUCAUUCACCUGGCCUGAAUUGAAGUUUUGUUUUUGUGUUCUUUUGUUUCAUUUUCUAAAACAAUUAACAGGUUUUUUUUAAGAAAAGAGAAAAAAAAGCGUACUCAAAGUAACCUUAUGUUAUAUGUUUAUUUGUAAUUGUAUACAAAGCAUCUCUAGGCUUCAUAGUAAAGCGUAUAUUUGUGGUGUGAAAAUAGAAGGAUGUUCUAAGUUACUUAGAAUGGCUUUGUCUUUCCCCUCACGCACGCAUCCAAGUACUUGAUACUUGAUCAGCAGAAUGUGAGCGCAAUGUCUGUUUGAAAAAGAAGAGAAGCUCUAUGAAUUCACUCGCACAGUGGAAAUGAUGAACAAAGCCCGUUUGGAUCAGGAUUUUAUGUUUGUAAAUCUGAAACUUUUCUUUUCUAGCGUGUUUUUUCUUUAAGACCAAAAAGAUUUUGGUUUUGUGUCUUUUUCUACCCUGUCUGUUGUCUUCCACACAUUGAAACAAGACUGCCACAUAUUCUGGUAUGAACCACUCCAGUCAAAAGAACAAACACUUCAGUAAAGAAUAUCAGCAUUAUUUUCCUUUCUUUUUUUGCUUUGUGGAGAGUUCCCUUCCGUAAGAAAAUGAUCGUGAAAUCCACUAGUCUUUGUGGCCUUGUUAUACAUUUCAGUAUUCAAGAGCUUGUAUUUUUGCCGGCUGAAAAUGAGGAUAUGAGUCAUCUCUUUGUCUGUUGUUUUGUUAUUGUUUCUUUCCUUUUUUUUUCUGUGUUCUGUUCUUCCUCUGUUGCAUAUGUUAGAUUUUGCUGUAUGCCCUGAUGCUUUCCCUCAUUACAAGAAAAAAAAAGUCUAUGAAAAGGAUAAAAAAAAAACAUUUGGCUUAUUUUUCACUAUAGUUAGUCUUUUAUACAAUAAUAUUGUAAGAACAUUUCUUGAAUUCUAAAUAUUACUCUUUCUAGAUUUUUGAAAUCAAAAGUUUUGAGUAAAAAAGUUUCUUACUUUAUUUUACUAUAUUAGAUAGUAAAACGAAAUGUACGGUUAUUUACCAUAACCUGUCCAUUAUUAUAAAAAGAUUAUGGAUAGCAUCUUAAAGAACAGAAGUAGGAUUGUAGCUGGCAGUCUAGUAAGUAUGGGGUAUUGUACGAGCUCGAUGUUCCAGAGGAUGUGCUCUCCAUCUCUGUCUCCAGUCUGCAUUGUUGGUUGAUGAACGAUUUGUACCCAUGUCGAAAUUCAAGGUAUUGUCAAUGCACAUCAGAAAACCAGCAGUAAGAAGUCGAAUUCUUUUUUUCCUUUUUUUUCUGUCUCUGUAACAGAAACACAAUAUGUAUAUAACAUUUAUGUAGCAAUAAAUGUGCCAUCUUUUUUAA